Messenger RNA from Olea europaea var. sylvestris, 1166 nucleotides. RefSeq names its product LOB domain-containing protein 1-like. NCBI's taxonomy places the organism in Eukaryota, Viridiplantae, Streptophyta, Magnoliopsida, Lamiales, Oleaceae. The coding region runs from base 297 to 893 and encodes 198 amino acids. The transcript is spliced from 2 exons. The record is from RefSeq and is a predicted model, not a curated record.
AUUACCGCAUGAUUGUUUCCUAUAAUUUGGACCAAAAAUCAAACUGGACUGGGACCUUAUUAGUCAUGUUUUUUGAAAAAUUUAAAACUAAUUUUGAAACUUUUUAUUUUAUUUUAUUUUUGGUACUAAUUUGAAUGAAUUUUCAAGUGACGCAACAACGUGACGCCAUGAGCUGACUAACGAUUUACUAGCUGUAAACCUCUUGACGGUUUCUCCACUUCCCUAUAAAUUCGUCCUUUUUGCCCCCAUCUAGUAGAGUAAAACCAGACCAAAACAAGAUCACAGCGCGUAUCAACAUGGAUUGCAGAGAAAAUCCCAGCAUCAUUACCACCGGCGCCACCGCCGCUGCAGUGGCAGCAGCAACUUCUCCCUCCUCACUCUCUCCUAUAUCAUCUCCGACUGGAUCUUUUUCAUCUUUUCAGCCACGACCUGUUUCAUUUAGUCCUUGUGCUGCAUGCAAAAUCCUCCGCCGGAGAUGCGUCGAUAAAUGUGUUUUGGCACCUUAUUUUCCGCCGUCGGAGCCACUCAAAUUCACCAUUGCUCACAGAGUUUUCGGCGCCAGCAACAUAAUCAAGUUGUUGCAGGAACUUCCUGAAGCUCAAAGAUCAGAUGCUAUGAAUAGUAUGGUUUACGAUGCCAACGCCAGGCUUAGGGAUCCAGUUUACGGUUGUGCUGGUGCAAUUUGCCAACUUCAGAAGCAAAUCAGUGAGCUGCAAGCAGAACUGGCUAAAUCACAAGCUGAAAUUUUAAACAUGCAAUAUCAAAAUGCCAAUUUGGUGGAAUCCAUCUACCAAAAAAUGUUACAGAAUCAAGAAAACUCCCCUCAAUACCAGCAAGACGAGGAUUCACGAUUCUUUUUGGAUGAAAGCUUUUUGGGUUUGGAACCCCUCUAGACAUGAACAAUUUUUGAAGUGAGAUACUAAGAGGGCUGCUACAUCUAAUUUUUACAUAGUUGAUCCUAGUUGUCUACUAAAAGUGUAUUAAAUUAUGGGAUUUAUAUCUUAAACUAAAAUUCGUCAAGAUGUUUAUCCUAGUUAAUUAGCUCAUUUCUUGUAUUAUUACUUUUCCUAAGGAAAAGAAAAGUCCUGGCAAAGGAAAAUACAUGUUGGAAAGAGAUGUUCACUGAGUCACAAAGGAUUGGAACUACUUGUAAUGGAAACUUUUGG